Messenger RNA from Cicer arietinum (chickpea), 276 nucleotides. The record is from the annotation of a RefSeq genome assembly. NCBI's taxonomy places the organism in Eukaryota, Viridiplantae, Streptophyta, Magnoliopsida, Fabales, Fabaceae.
AUGAAUGGAAUAAAAUAUGCAGUAUUUACAGACAAAAGUAUUCGGUUAUUGGGGAAAAACCAAUAUACUUUUAAUGUCGAAUCCGGAUCAAUUAGGACAGAAAUAAAACAUUGGGUCGAACUCUUCUUUGGUGUCAAGGUAAUAGCGAUAAAUAGUCAUCGACUCCCAAUAAAGGGUAGAAGAGUUCGACCGGGACAUAUAAUGCAUUACAGACGUAUGAUCAUUACGCUUCAACCGGGUUAUUCUAUUCCACCUCUUAGAAAGAAAAGAACUUAA